GCAUCGAUUUUGCCAUUGUCCACAAGUGACAAAAAACAUUUUGACCAGAAGCUGCUGCAGCAAGCAAGUUAAAAACAGCUUAGCUUGAGUUCUAUACAGGCUAUGACUACAGUCCCGGAAACCGAAGGGAAAACCCUCCCAGAUGCCUGGGACUACCAGGGCCAGCCCGCCGACCGGUCCACCACCGGCGGCUGGACUUCUGCCUCCAUGAUUCUGGGUGGAGAAGCAUGUGAGAGGUUAACGACGCUGGGAAUUGCGGUGAACUUGGUGACUUAUCUGACCGGUACCAUGCACCUGGGCAAUGCUACCUCUGCAAAUACUGUCACCAACUUUCUCGGUACUUCUUUUAUGCUCUGCUUGCUCGGCGGCUUUGUCGCCGACACGUUUCUUGGAAGGUACCUUACCAUUGCCAUCUUUGCCACGGUUCAAGCAACUGGUGUAACAAUAUUGACAAUCUCCACCGUAGUCCCUAGCCUUCGACCACCCAAAUGCACCGCCGGAUCCGACACACAUUGCAGUCCUGCAAGCGGCAAGCAGCUAAUGGUUCUUUACAUGGCACUAUACCUCACCGCCCUUGGCACCGGUGGCCUUAAAUCGAGCGUUUCCGGCUUUGGUUCCGACCAGUUUGAUGACUCGAACAAGGUAGAAAGAAAACAAAUGACAAACUUCUUCAACUGGUUCUUCUUCUUCAUAAGCAUAGGCUCACUCGCCGCUGUCACCAUUCUGGUAUACAUCGAAGACAACUUGGGAAGACAAUGGGGGUACGGAAUCUGUGCCUGUGCAAUUGUGAUAGGCCUGGUUGUGUUCUUGUCGGGAACGAGACGGUACCGUUUCAAGAAACUGGUGGGGAGCCCUUUGACACAGAUUGCGGCGGUAUUUGUGGCGGCGUGGAAGAAGAGGAAAAUGGAACUGCCGUCGGACUUGUCGUUGCUGUAUAAUAUUGAUGACAUUGAUGAUGGACAGAAGAAGAAGCAGAAGCAGAAAUUGCCCCAUUCAAAACAGUUCCGUUUCUUGGAUAAGGCAGCAAUCAAGAGACCGGAAAGUACCAGCAGCACUACAAUGAUCAUAAACAAGUGGAGUUUAUCAACCCUAACUGAUAUUGAAGAAGUCAAAAUGAUUAUCAGAAUGCUACCAAUUUGGGCCACCACCAUAUUGUUUUGGACAGUCUAUGCUCAAAUGACCACAUUCUCAGUGUCACAAGCAACCUCCAUGGACCGUAAAAUUGGUAGUUCAUUUCAGAUCCCACCUGCCUCCCUCACUGUUUUCUUUGUAGGCAGCAUUCUCUUGACUGUCCCAGUUUAUGAUAGAAUCAUAGUCCCAGUGGCAAGAAAGCUACUCAAAAAUCCCCAAGGACUAACCCCAUUGCAGAGAAUUGGGGUUGGUCUAGUGCUCUCAAUCUUUGCCAUGGUGGCAGCGGCACUCACGGAGCUAAAGCGCUUGAGAGCCGCACGAUCUCAUGGGCUGACGGAUGAUCCGACAGCCGAGAUCCCGUUAAGCGUCUUCUGGCUGGUCCCACAAUUUUUCUUUGUAGGAUCAGGAGAGGCCUUCACUUACAUUGGUCAACUUGACUUUUUUCUCAGGGAGUGCCCAAAGGGGAUGAAGACUAUGAGCACAGGACUGUUUUUGAGCACCCUUUCACUAGGGUUCUUCUUCAGCUCGCUUUUGGUGACCAUAGUGCAUAAGGUGACUGGGGAUAGGAAGCCAUGGCUUGCAGAUAAUCUUAAUCAGGGAAAACUUUAUGAUUUUUACUGGCUUUUGGCAAUUUUGAGUGCUUUGAAUAUGCUGAUUUAUUUGGUUUGUGCCAAAUGGUAUGUGUACAAGGACAAGAGGCUUGCUGAGGAGGGUAUGGAAUUGGAGGAAGUAGAGAUUUGUGCCCAUUAAUGUAUUAGUUUUCCAGUUGCUUGGGUAUCUGGUUUUUUUUUUUUUUUAAUUUUAAUUUUUUUUUCUUUUCACAUAAGCCUGUAACCUUUUAUGUACAAAAGAAAGAAAUGAAGAAUCAUUAGCUUGAUCAUUUUU
This is a messenger RNA of Rosa chinensis, 2016 nucleotides long. Its product is annotated as protein NRT1/ PTR FAMILY 6.3. Gene Ontology annotation, molecular function: nitrate transmembrane transporter activity. Bases 103 to 1881 code for a protein of 592 amino acids. Gene Ontology annotation, cellular component: membrane. Gene Ontology annotation, biological process: transmembrane transport; response to nitrate; oligopeptide transport. Lineage: Eukaryota; Viridiplantae; Streptophyta; Magnoliopsida; Rosales; Rosaceae. The transcript has 5 exons. The record is from RefSeq and is a predicted model, not a curated record.